Periophthalmus magnuspinnatus is the source of this 3583-nucleotide messenger RNA. RefSeq names its product GATA binding protein 2b (gene gata2b). Gene Ontology annotation, molecular function: DNA-binding transcription factor activity, RNA polymerase II-specific; RNA polymerase II cis-regulatory region sequence-specific DNA binding; zinc ion binding. Gene Ontology annotation, biological process: cell fate commitment; positive regulation of miRNA transcription; positive regulation of angiogenesis. Bases 184 to 1503 code for a protein of 439 amino acids. The record is from RefSeq and is a predicted model, not a curated record. The transcript is spliced from 5 exons. Gene Ontology annotation, cellular component: nucleus. NCBI's taxonomy places the organism in Eukaryota, Metazoa, Chordata, Actinopteri, Gobiiformes, Gobiidae.
GUUUCCAGUGACAGCCCCAAAGAAACGCACGGAAUUUAACUUCGUCAACUUCGUCCACGCAGCCUUUACUUCGUGUUAUAAAUGGACGCUUGCAGAAGUCUUGUAACGCACACUGGACAAACUUAACUUCGCCAUUGAUUUGUGGAUAUCGCAAAGUUUACGAUCAGGCGUAGCUGCGCAGUCAUGGAUGUAUCCGAACAGCCCCGAUGGAUGCACCACCCGGCCGUGUUGAAUGGACAGCACCCGGACUCCCAUCACCCCGGCCUGGGACACAACUACAUGGAGCCCACGACCCCACUGCUGCCUCCGGAUGAGGUGGAUGUUUUCUUUAACCACCUGGACUCACAAGGAAACCCCUACUACCACAACUCCCGGGCCCGCAUGUCCUACAGCCCUGCGCACGCUCGCCUUACGGGGGGCCAGGUUUGCCGACCCCAUCUCCUCCACAGUCCGGGGAUUUCGUGGCUGGAUGGAGGCAAAGCAGCUCUCUCAGCCCACCACCCCCACAAUCCUUGGGCGGUGAGUCCGUUCAGUAAGCCCAGCCUGCACAAUCCAGCGGGCUCUGCAUCCCCCGGGGGCCUCUCAGCAGUCUACCCGUGCAGCAGCAACUCCAACUCGGUAUCAGCGCCGUCCCUCACCCCGCCGUCUCUGUACACCUUCCCCCCGACACCACCGAAGGAUGUGUCCCCGGACCCUGGAGCCGCCUCUCCCUCUUCAUCCACGGCCAGGAUGGAUGAAAAAGAGCAGCUGAAGUACCACAUCGAGGGGAGUAUGAAGGUGGAGAGCUCUGGAUCACUGCGGGCGCACCAGCACAUACCUACGUACCCGCCUUACUCGCUCUCCACGCCCGACUACGGCAGUCUGUUCAACGCUGGAAACUUCCUCGGAGCAUCGUUCACGACCAAAAACAAGAGCAAAACACGCUCCUGCACCGAGGGGCGCGAGUGUGUGAAUUGUGGAGCCACUUCGACCCCGCUGUGGAGGAGAGACAGCACAGGACACUAUCUUUGUAACGCCUGCGGACUUUACCACAAAAUGAACGGCCAAAACAGACCCCUCAUCAAACCCAAGCGCAGACUGUCUGCGGCACGGAGAGCAGGGACGUGUUGCGCCAACUGCCAGACGACCACUACCACGCUCUGGAGACGCAACGCCAACGGGGACCCAGUGUGCAACGCCUGUGGACUGUACUACAAACUGCACAACGUGAACCGACCACUCACGAUGAAAAAGGAGGGGAUUCAAACCCGCAACCGCAAAAUGUCCAACAAGUCCAAGAAGUCCAAGCGCAGCAGCAGCGAUAGCUACGAGGAUUUCACCAAAUCCAUGCACCAACACCACGACAAGAGCGCCCCCUUCGGUUCGCUGGCGGGACACGUCUCAAUGGGCCACCACCAUCACCUAGCCUCACCUUUCAGCCAUACAGGACACAUGCUACCUACCCCUACCCCAAUACACCCCACAUUCGGACACCACUCCAACAUGGUGACCGCGAUGGGGUGAAUGAACAUCUUGGGCCUCACAAGGACGCGCUUCAAUAAGACUAUGCGUGCGCAGGGCCAUGUUACAGAGGCCAGUGGCACUGUGGGGAGUCACAUGCUUUCCUGGAGGAGCCUUCUCACUGCUAAUGCUAAUGUAUGGUGGUAAUUUACAUUGAGUGGAACGGUGCAAGUCGGGUCAGUGUAGGGCUGUGCUGGUGCGGUAAUGAAAGAUGCAAAGAGGUGUAGGUUUCAAUUCCACGCACUAUAUGUUUGUGUAUGAUCACUGAAAUGGUUUGAAUCCAGGAUUUUAAUCUUGGUUAGAGUUGUAGACCAAACUAACUGGUUAGCUGGUUUCAAGAUAUAUCUGAAAAUUAAUUAUUACAUAUUUAUAAAUCAGUAUUUAUUAAAAGAACACACAGCUAAUUGAACCAAUGUUUUCUCCACUGAAGACCACAUUGUCUUUUGUAAAACAGAUGCUAAUGAUUUAAACCAGGACUGAGUAAAUUUGAACCAUAUCAUAUUUCUUUUUUCCCCAUUUAGGAGCUCUACCAUUUGACAUAACUUUUUAAAUUUCAUUUGUUUACAAGAAUUACAUUUCAAAACAUAUAGUGUAUAGUGGAUGUCUAAACUACAAGGUCAGUAGCUUUUUCCAUAAUAAGGCCCAAUGGAUAUUUUGUAGCCCUGGCAAUUUGAUAAUUAUGGUUCAAAUUAGGCCCAUCACAUUUUGAUGCAUGAUAUAUCGCUACAGAAGAAUAUCACGAUAAACAAUAAUAUUGAAACUAUUUUAUACCACUGAAACAAAACAGGAUUUUCAAUCAUUAAAAGUCCUGAGCUGCAAUAAAUACAUAGCAUAAUGAAGCAAUAAUUAGCCAGAGUGCUCACUUAUUCAACUAUCUACAGCUCAGAUCGUAUCAUAUUAUAACAAAAAUAACAAAAAAUCUCCCCAUUGCUGCAAAGAAAAUGUAGAGACGAUAAAUAUUGAGGCCAAAAUAUGUAUUGUUCCAGCUUUUGUGUAUUGAAAGAUAAAUUGAUAUUGUAAUUACCAAGCCAGGCCUAGUUCAAAUUAUGAUUUUGAAAAUGAUUCAUUUUCAACCAGUCUUCAUUAUGUACUUGCCUAAACUGACCCGACUCAUAUUGUACCGCUCCACUCCACAACGCCCUUAUUUGGUACCUACUCUAUGGAAAAGGAAGUGGCUCUACUUCCUGGUCAGGCACAUGUACUUUAUGUAAAAAAGACUAUUGCACCUCUUUAUUCUGCUCCUCACUGUUGGCCCAUGUGUUUCGGGCUUCAGUGUGGCUUAUGUGUGGAGGUGGGAGAUAUGUGACCAAAAACUGAAUAAUAUCACAAAUGUUGUUUUGGACAUAUGUAAAAGUAGACUAUAGAGUAUAUUGUUUGUAUUCAAAACUAUUCAAAAUGGCCGCUGAAAGAGCUGACGGAUGGGAACGCAGCUAAAAUGAAUAUUGUUAAACUGCAGAUCUCAUUGGAAAACAGCAAGUCAGUGAUGGAAAUGAUCAGGUUCAACAUUUGUGAAUUUAUUAAUUUCAUGGCAAAGUACAGUCUAAUCAAUAGAACAAUCUGCCUCUCCCCAUCUGAGAGUAUGACAUCAUCAUAUUCUUUCUGCACUUAUGUUUUUGUGCGAUAUUUGAACCUUAACCACAUUUACAGGCAAUUCUGAGCACAUUUAUGAUUGCGAUAUUAUCUGAAAACUGUCAUAGGGAUUAUCAAAAAUAUAUAUUCAUUUCUGUCACUAUCCCCCACCUCUUCUUAGAUGUGCCGAACAAGUUUAUAAUGACUGUGAAUAUUGUAAAUAAGUGAAACUAUAGGGGGCAGAGCUAUCCCUUAAUGCUAAAAUAUGCUGGAUUUUUUGCUCAUAUGGGCGAUUUUAAAGGAAAUUGAUACUAUGAACCCAAGCGAACGAGUCCUAAUUUGGCACUGUUUAUUAUUAUAUAUAAUUAUUGUUUUUGAGAUAAUUUAUUUUCACUGCCUUGUACUUUACUUUAUCAAACCAAUCACUAAAUACUGCUAUACUACUUCUGAGUAUAUUUUUAGCUGAAGUGCUUUCUCUGGUCGGCAUUUAUACCUGUCCAAAUAAAUAUAAACU